AUGGACGAUACGCUUAUUGUGAAACUUCUUCGUCUUGUGCGAAAUGGCAGGUCUCCGCUAAAGGGUUGUGAGACGUUCACCUUUGGAGAUUUGCAUAUGCUUGACCGGGGCCCAUGUCUUGCAGACGAGGAAAAUCUGCAAGCCCAUCAGGCUAAAAAAGGGCUGGCGUCACAAGUAGCGUUGGUUGUGCAUGUCAAGGGUGCUAUAGCGGAGAUUUGGCGGUUUCAAGACUUUAGGGUGCCGGGUGUGAUGUCUCCCAACUCCAAGAUGCCUUCUGCCAUAGCUGCCUCCCAGGGACUUGCGAUAACGGAGCAACAGGAAAAUUCUCUAAAAAUAUUGAUACGUGUUAUUUUUGCGUAUUUGCGCAUUCACGAAUUAUUUGUGGAUAUUACGUAUGUGGAUGCGGGCGAUAUAGUCUUACGACUGGUUGUGGAUAUGGAUGAACUUCCGCGCUUGGAAACCGAUAGUUGUGUAAAAAAGGUCUGGGCAGUAGACGGGCUGGUGAGCGUCAGUGUCACUUACAACCGAUUAUGGCGUGCCUCCCUCAAGCAAGAGGGAGAUCUGAUAUUGGUGAGUAAUACGGCGACAAAUGUGAAAGGGGAAUGCCCCGCUGAACAACGCGUGGGAAGUGUACUGGCGCAUUGCUCAGAUUCUGUGGGCAGUGGACGGUCCUUUCCAACACCGCACUUUGCACCAGCACCGCUUCCAAGCUCGGUCGGGUCAAGUUUUUUGUUGCAGAAGUGGCCAAAGAGUCCCACAUUGGGCAUGUCGGAGUUUUCCCUUCCGCUGGCCUCGACAUCCAUGACCGAUAACAACUACUCCUAUUACAAGACUCCCUCCCAAGGGGCCGUCGCUGUCGCCGUGGCGGCAUGUGGCACACGUACUCCAGCUGUUCGAGGCUUUACUUUUGCUUCAGUCCCGACGUUUGCGGCCCAUGUGAACGAUUCAGCUUCCGAAGGUGAAAGCGAUGGAACAAGUAAUCAAGAGCAGCUUCACGAAUUGUUGGAAAUAUGUGAGGUGAAUCUCCAGGAGGCAACGACUGGGGUGCAAGAGGUGCUGGAUAUCCUAGAAAAACCAUUGCUCCCUUGA
This is a messenger RNA of Trypanosoma cruzi, 1089 nucleotides long. RefSeq lists its product as uncharacterized. The transcript has a single exon. Bases 1 to 1089 code for a protein of 362 amino acids. NCBI's taxonomy places the organism in Eukaryota, Euglenozoa, Kinetoplastea, Trypanosomatida, Trypanosomatidae. The record is from RefSeq and is a predicted model, not a curated record.